ACCAUUAAUCCAUGUAACUAAAUUUUAUUGUUGACGAAUAACGAGUGAUAAGUGAUGACUCCGACGUUCAGUUUUAAAAAUUCAAUUUAAAUUGUUCUUUAAUAAUAGUUUUCACAUUAAUUUUGAGAUACAUUAAAUAAUUUCAAGCUGUAAACAUGCUGGCGAUAUUCAAUUUACAAAGUCUAUUGACAAUUUUAUUAUUGUCUAUUUGUACAUGUACUUAUUUAAGGCAGUUAUUACCAAGUAUUAUUGAUAGGAAUAAAGUUGGGCCAUUAGGAACAUUUUGGAAAUUAGCAAGAAUUGGAGAACGGAAAAGUCCAUAUGUAUCAUUUUGUUGUAUUGCAAUGGCUUUCAGUAUUUUAUUUUGGACGUAAUAAUAAUAUUUUUAAUUAAAAUAUAAACAAAUAAUAAGUUAAUUAUUCUAAGAUAUUUUGUAUAUUUUUUUCUGUUAAAAUGGUUUUUAAUUAAAACCUAUAUCUACAUUGUUCUUAAUAAAUUUGUUUUUAAUAAAAAUAUUAAAUACAUUUUUUAGUUGUUAUUAAUAAUGUAUUCAGUUAAAUUUUUACAAUAAUAAAAUAAUACGUUUCAAAUA
Molecule: messenger RNA, 592 nt
Organism: Rhopalosiphum padi (bird cherry-oat aphid)
Lineage: Eukaryota; Metazoa; Arthropoda; Insecta; Hemiptera; Aphididae
Gene: ksh
Product: protein kish-A
Exons: 3
Coding region: 156-374 (72 amino acids)
Biological process (GO): intracellular transport; protein secretion
Source: RefSeq, a predicted model, not a curated record